AUGGCCACUUCCGAGGCCAUGGAAGAUGUGCAACCGAGCGCAAAACGACCAGCGCUGGAUAUUGAAAGCCUAAGGUCCAAAAAGUACAAAGCCGACGAUCUCCCUUUGUCUUCGGCGCAGCAUGCGAGCAUUGAUAAACUCCUACAUUCAUUCAAAAAGAAGGGCGGAUUCGACAGUAUUCGCAAAAAGAUUUGGGCCGACUUCAAUGAUGGCGAGUCUAGAGUAAAGUUCACCGAAGAAUUGAUUGCGUUGGCCGAGUCGGAAAUCGAACGUGAACCUGCCCACCUUUCCCGCGAAAGAGGAAAAGCUGCUACAUUAAUCGAGGGUGCCGUUGACCGAAGUGACGUAUAUAAGAAUGCCGAGCUAUCCAUCGACAUGCUAGCAUCCAACCAUCUGCAGGCUAUACUUGAUUCUGUGCGUGAAAUUCGCCGGCUGGAAAUUGGCGAGGAUGCAGCUAGGAAAGAAGAAGAGGCGGGCAACAAAACAGAUGCAGAGUACGAGGCGCACGUCCAAGCCAGGCGCGAGGAGCGUGAAAAGGUCUGGCUCGAAGAAAUGCGCAAACAAAAAGAGAUCGACGACGAGCGGAAACGCGUUGAGGAGGAGGAGCAACGCAAAAGACGUGAAUUGGAACAGAAGAAGGAAGACGAAGAAAGAGCAAGAAGAAAAGAGAGUGAGGAGAAAAGACGAGUUGAGCGCGAGCGUGAGCGCGAAGAGCAAAGAGCUCUCGAUGACCGAGAACGAGAGGAAAGAUACGAACGACGACGACGAGAGGAUCGAGACCGCUACCGUGACUAUGACCGCUACCACGAUCGCUCGCCGGCCUACCGCUCUGAUCGCGGUCUUUCACCACGAAACCGGGAGACCAAACGAGAGAAAUCUGCUGUAUCAAAAGAUGCGACCCCUGCACCGGCUCCUCCUGUUGAUGAGAAGUCGCUUGAAGAGGCUGCUUUGCAGAUGCUACUGAGAGAGGGAGAAGAGCUCGCAGCCAAGGCGCGUCAAAAGCCCGAUUUCGAUUUUGAGAAGGCCGAGGCCCUUGAGAACGGAUUGAAACCAGCAGAGAUUAAAGGCAGCGAUUCAAAAUUGACCGAAGAGAUCGAACUCGACAUCAUACUCGAGACCGGAGCCGAAGCCGCUCUCGUCCACGCGGGUCUAGGUAUAGCCCUGAUCGUCGACGAGAUCGAUCUAGAGAUGCAUCCGUCAGAUCUCGUGAUCGUGAUAUGGAUAAGCGUCGAGGCUUCCGUGAUUUCCGUGAUUCACGGGAUGACCGAAGCUAUCGGCCAAGUCGUCGAAGUCGUAGUCGAUCGCUGGCCAGGGACCGAGAUCGGGACCGAGAAAAGGCAGCACCGCGUUCGAAAUCCCGAGAUCGAGAUCCCGAACGCCGCCGUGACAGGAGCAGAGAUCGUGACCGCCCUCGUCGCAGAUCUCCUUCGCGCCGGCGCUCUCGUGCUCGGUCUCGGUCUCGUCACCGUGCCAGAGAACCGCGUUCUCGGUCUCGCUCUACCGCUGCGCGACGACGGUCACGUUCUCGCCGUGGCUCACGUACACGACGGGCUUCCCCCAACAGGCGGGCCUCGCCAUCCCUUGAUAUCGACCGUUAUGUGCCGUCGACUAGCAAUCGGAGCAAGUCCCCCCGUCGCCGAGCCCGCUCCCCAGAACGUGAUCAAAGAACGCGACUUGGCGAAAUUGAUCGCUAUAUCCCUGGCUCUGAACGAGAAGCCGGCAAAGAAAAAGACAAAGAGGUUAAGAGCACUACCGAGACUGCCAAGGAACCUGAUGACCGAACCACUCGUCGGCGGAGUCGAAGCCGGCGAAGUCGCAGUCGACGAAGGAGUCCAAGCCGACGCCGAAGUCGUUCCCGGAGGCGAAGAGCGGAUGAUUUGA
Molecule: messenger RNA, 1881 nt
Organism: Penicillium verhagenii
Lineage: Eukaryota; Fungi; Ascomycota; Eurotiomycetes; Eurotiales; Aspergillaceae
Product: BOD1/SHG1 domain-containing protein
Exons: 3
Coding region: 1-1881 (626 amino acids)
Source: RefSeq, a predicted model, not a curated record